Messenger RNA from Haliotis rubra (blacklip abalone), 1239 nucleotides. RefSeq names its product peptidyl-glycine alpha-amidating monooxygenase A-like. The transcript is spliced from 10 exons. The coding region runs from base 1 to 1239 and encodes 412 amino acids. Gene Ontology annotation, molecular function: protein binding. The record is from RefSeq and is a predicted model, not a curated record. Lineage: Eukaryota; Metazoa; Mollusca; Gastropoda; Lepetellida; Haliotidae. Gene Ontology annotation, cellular component: extracellular region.
AUGGUGUCCCCAACGCCAAUACCCGAGGACGUCAUCUUGGUUGUCAACCGACAAGGGAAGCUGAUGAGAAAGUUCGGCAGAAACCAGUUCUACCUGCCUCACGGUAUCGAGGUGGACUCCCGGGAAACAUCUGGGUCACCGACACAGGACUGCACCAGGUACGCCCUUCUCUCAACUUACGUUGUUACCGUAGUGUCUCUCCUGAAGCUUCUCCCUCACUGGAACUGUCGCCAGUGCCGUGGUCUACUGGUGAUGAGGAUACCCCCGGGUGGCACGCUGCCCGACAUGGUGCUGGGGGAGCGGCUGGUGCCGGGUAACGACACGGGACACUUCUGUCAGCCUGCGGACGUCGCUGUUCUGGAGUCCGGGGACUUCUACGUGGCUGACGGGUUUUGUAAUGGCCGUAUUGUGAAGUAUUCCAGCAAUGGCACCUUCAUGACCCAUAUUGUAUCUGUGCUGGUGUUUCACGAGAGCGUCAUCUGUGUAGAAGAGUCACAAGAGCGUCAUCUGUGUAGGAGUGUCACGAAAGUGUCAUGUGUGGAGGAGUGUCACGAAAGUGUCAUCUGUGUAGGAGCGUCACGAAAGUGUCAUCUCUGUGACAAAGAGUCGCCGGGAAUAUUCGACAUCGUGCCGAGCAUCACCGUGGCCGAGGACAGGGGGCUGGUCUGUGCGGCUGACUGUAUGCACGGCCGAAUACAGUGCUUUCAUCUGGACGGGGGGUUUCGCUUCAUCGUCAGCAGUAAACAGAUGGGGCCGUAUGUGCUGGCCACGGAAUACUGUCCUCUCCAUGGGGGAAUCCUGUUUGUCGUGAAUGGGCAUGACUCACGUAAGAAAGCGCCGGCAGUCUACGGCGUCACCGUUGCCAUAGAUACAGGAGAGGUGGUGCAGCAGUGGGAUACCCUUGAUGGUCCUCAGAGCCCCCACGAUGUGACGGUUGACUCCACGGAUCACGACCUGUAUGUGGGAGAACUUAGCCCGGGUAAAGUGUGGCGUCUCAGUAUGAAUAAUCGUGAAGAAUCAGUUGCAAAGGGGAAUCACGUGACCCUAAUCGUGGUGGCUGUGUUGAUCACGUUGCCGGUUGUCUGUGUCGUCAUUGGCCUCGCCAUCAGCAGUUUCAUUGAUUCAGGGUAUUUGUCCUGUUCGAGGUGCAGGAAGUCUUUCAGUGUUGUUGGCAAGUCUCACCGGGGGUUCACGCUGUUGGCCAGCGAAGAUGAUGAGUUCUGUUCAUGUGACGAAUGA